AUGUCUUACUCUAAGAAGCGGAAAUGCCUGCAGGCCGAGCGUCAGCCUAAGUCGAUUUUCUCACUUUCAAUAUGUUGUGUUGACAAAAUGGCCCAAUAUCAACCCAAGCCUCGUCUUACGAGGUUAGAUAAUAACCGUCAUGCCUACAUCGUCUCAACACCCACCUCCUUGAUAUCAACAAACCUCAAAGAGAGCGAGCCACCGAAUUCGAAAAUGGAAGAAUCCUUGCAUCUGCGAGAUUUAGAGUUAAUGAUGCACUGGUGCACAACCACAUAUCGAUCUAUGGCUCGAAAUAGUACUGGCGAGGUACUGUGGCAAACUGUCAUUCCACAACUUGCCUUGCGAUAUCCCUCUCUACGCCAUGGACUAUUAGCUUUAUCAGCCUUGCAACUAGCUGAUCACUAUGCGGAUAUAUGUCCACAUCGUAAACGCCGAUACUUGAUAUCGGCACGAGAUCACCAACGUCAGGCUCUAGCGGGGAUCCAAAUCCACGGCGCUGAAGAUUGCAGCGCAACACCGUCAAAUGCCCAUUUCGCCCUCUGCUGCACUAUGGUGGUAUUUUCAUUUGCAUAUUGUCUAAUAGACGAUGCUGACGACGAGGACGACGAAUCAGAACAGCCCGACAUCCUGGACGAAUUCAUCGAACUAUUCCACCUGACCCGCUGGCUCGUCAGCGCAAUGCAGCUAUCCAUAGACCGAGUAGCAACAGGAGAAUUAAGUUCUCUUUUGGAGCCAGAAGAGCCAAUGCCAACAAUGCCAAAUAUGACCCGCCUCGUCAUGCUGCCCCUCCAACGACUGAACGAAAACGAAGCUCUCCGCGAUCCUGCCCAUGAGAAAGAUGUCUACGGGAAGACUAUCGAGUACCUGACCCUUACCCUGGAACAGUUGAUGAACCGCGGUGAUCCGACAUAUUUUGCCUUUUGCUGGGCUUUUCAGAUCCCAGUUCGGUUUCUGGAUCUGCUUCAUGAGCGACAGCCUUUUGCGCUAGUUGUGCUGGCACAUUACGCUGUUAUUCUGCAUGGUAUUCGUGAUUUGUGGUGGAUGGGGGAUUGGGGGCUGAGGAUUCUGAAGAAGAUUGGGAGUGAGCUGGAUCCUGAAUGGCGUCAGCUUAUCAGUUGGCCUAUUGAUGCUACUGGCUGUGAUGUUCCGAGCCCUUGA
This is a messenger RNA of Penicillium taxi, 1158 nucleotides long. RefSeq lists its product as uncharacterized. Gene Ontology annotation, biological process: regulation of transcription by RNA polymerase II. Bases 1 to 1158 code for a protein of 385 amino acids. Lineage: Eukaryota; Fungi; Ascomycota; Eurotiomycetes; Eurotiales; Aspergillaceae. The transcript has 2 exons. Gene Ontology annotation, molecular function: DNA-binding transcription activator activity, RNA polymerase II-specific. The record is from RefSeq and is a predicted model, not a curated record.